Messenger RNA from Musa acuminata subsp. malaccensis (wild Malaysian banana), 4366 nucleotides. Lineage: Eukaryota; Viridiplantae; Streptophyta; Magnoliopsida; Zingiberales; Musaceae. The record is from RefSeq and is a predicted model, not a curated record.
AUGGAGGGGUUCGAGGAGAACUACGAGCGCGGCAGCCGAAUCCCCCACACCUUCCGCGCGACCAAACCCUUCUUCCUCCUCGCUUGCAAGCGAUCCAGCGACGCGCGCUCUCCUCCUCCCUCCUCCAAGUGUCCUCGAAGGGUUCCGCUAUCCGAGAUCAAGAAUGGGUGUUCGACGCCCCCGAUGAACCCCACACCUCGGAGUUGUCAUCGAGGUUCGAUCGUUUCUCCGUCUAGCAGCGUGAUCGACGAGGAUUUCGAUGAGGCGUUCCUGCGGGACGUAGACGCCCUCUGCGAAGAGAGGUCCACGGCCAAGAAGGAGAGGCCGAGCGAGGAGAACGGGAAAGCUUCCUGGAGGCGUGUGGUGGAUAGCUGCGAGGAGUUGGAUUUGGACCUGCAGGGAAGUCUCAAUAGGGAUGCCGGCGAUUGGCCCGUGCAGCAGCACAAGACCUGGAAGUGGAAAGGUGUCUUUCUUCGCCCUCAACCAUUUCGCACGUACACUUUUUUCUUCCUCACAAUUUUUAUGGAUGUGAUUAUUCAGACAUCAACAAUGGUUGGGCGGGUGUUGACACUGCUCAAAGAGGGGUUUGGCCCUUCGAACAUUCUUGCAAUGACAUUCACCACUGCUGCUGCAUCGGAGAUGAGGGAUCGGAUACGAGCAGUGGCUGGAAAAGAUGUCGCAACAGACCUUGAAAUUAGCACGUUCCACUCGUUUUGUUUGCAGCUCUGCAGGAGACAUGCAGAAAAGUUGGGCCGCACCCCUGAGUUCUUAAUAUAUGGACCAGGGCAACAACGGCGGGCUGUUAUUGAGGCCUUGCGUAUAAUGGAGAAUGAUCAAAACAGUGCACAAGAAACUACAGUUCAGAAGUUUGAAGAUCUUCCGAGUACUGAUAUUGCCAAAUCUUUAAAGGAAAAGUCAAAAAAGUGGCUAAAGUUUGUUACACAGGCUAAGGCUUCUGGCAGAGCAACUGAAGAAUGUGAUAAGAUUGGUGAUGAAAUUGGAGCUAUGAUCCUCAGACACUAUGAUGAAAUUCUUACCUCUUGCAAUGCUUUGGACUAUCAUGAUUUUAUUAGCUCUUCUGUAAAGCUACUCACUGAUUUUCCUGAAGUGUACAAUGAGUGCUUGAACACUUGGAAGGCCAUAGUUAUAGAUGAGUUUCAAGAUACAAGUUCGAUGCAGUAUCAUCUUUUAAAAAUUCUAGCUUCUCAUAAUCGUGUGACGAUUGUAGGUGAUGAAGAUCAGUCUAUAUUCAGUUUCAAUGGUGCUGAUGUUUGUGGUUUUGACUCCUUCCGGAAAGAUUUUCCCACUCACAGAGAGAUUAGAUUAAACAAGAAUUACCGAUCUACCUGGUGCAUAGUUGAGGCAGCAUCAGCUGUUAUACUGAAUAACAAUAAACGUUGCCAUAUUAAGCAAGUUGAGACUGAUAAUUCCACUGGGAGCAAGAUUAUUGUUAUGGAAUGCCACAAUGAAGAGGCACAAUGUGCUUUUGUUGCUGAUAAAAUUUUAGAAAUCGCAUCAGAUGGCCAGAAUGCUGACUGUUCCUUUGGCAAUGUUGCAAUACUUUAUCGGAGACAAGUUUCUGGUAGAGCAUUUCAGAUGUGCUUUCGAAACAGGAAAAUACCCUUUAAUUCUCAUGGGGUGGCCUUUUAUCGGAAAAAGGUAAUAAAGGCUAUUAUGGCAAUACUCAGAACCACAUUUCCUGACUGUGAUGAUGGUCCAUUUCGCCAAGCCUUCAAGGCACUUUUACCUGGUGAUAAAGAAGAAAAGAAAAUGGUUGUUGAUUAUGUUGAAAGGAUUUCCUCAGCAAGGAAAUGUAGCUUCCAAACAGCUGCAAACGACAUCUUUCAUGCAAAGGUUUCGGGUACCUUCAAAAGGUCUCAGCUUACUCAAGGACGGAAAGUCUUGUCUGCACUAGAUAUGCUAUCCAAACUUGUAAGAAGAGAACCAUCAAUUUCAAUGGUCAUCACUUCUGCAGCAAAUAUGUUACCUCAGAAAUAUCUUCUUGAAAAACGUGCUGUAGUUGAUGUAGAAGGAGGGAAGUUGCUGAAUGAGGACAAUGAUCUAAGAUCUGUAGUUCAGUAUUUAAUGGAUGAUGUGUCGGAUUUCUUGUCCAUGCAUUUCACUAACAAAGACGUUCAAAAUUUGAGUAAAGAAGAAGGUUGUGGGAGCAUUCUGAAGUCCUUUAUUGACUUCAUAACCAUGAGGGAAACUGAAAACUUUCGCUUCCGAAGGCAAGAAAAUAAAAACUCAGUAACUUUGACUACUAUUCAUCAGUCAAAAGGUCUAGAAUGGGAUGUAGUUUUCAUUGUGAAGGCAAAUGACAAUGAGAUUCCUUUGCUUCAUGAGUAUAAUGGCAUUGUCCAUGGUGGGACCACUCUUGAGGAGGAACGAAGGCUUCUAUAUGUUGCAAUGACUCGUGCUAGGAAGAAGUUGUAUGUUGUGUACAUCAUUAUGGAUUCCAACUGGCAGUUGUUGCAACCUUCACGAUUCCUCAGAGAAAUUCCAGGCCACCUUCUUGAGAUACAGGGUGAGGCAAUCUCCAAAGACCUGGCAAUUUCUAGUAGAAACAUUUCUAAUUCAUUGGGAUACGAAAUUUCACAUGAAACAAUUCAUGAAAAUGGUAGGACUCCUGAUGAUAUUUCAGAAAGUGUUGAAGGAUUCUCUGAGAUAUGCCUUGGCAACCAAUUUCUGAAGAGCAGGUUCAACUUGGAAGAGAGAUCCAUUGUCUCUAGUUUAUUCCAUCAAUGGGCAAAAAGACCUGCAUUUCAUCAUCCAAACCGGUUGCUUGACAAGAUUGGUUUUGUCGUUGAUGAACGUUUAAGGAACAAGACAUACAAACACAAGGUUGUUAUGCGAAUUCUCAAAUCUUGCUUGAAGGGUGAUGAAACACUCCAAUAUGCUCAAUAUGUUAUUAAGUGGGAACAAAUACCUGUUGGGCUACGUGCACAUUUAAAUAGAGAAAAACAGGAACAUUUCCAAAAACAAAGAAUCGAGAACUCUAUGGGAUCAUCCAAAGCUACAUCUAAACAGAUCUCUUAUCUGCAGAAUCUGGGAUGCACAAUUAAUCCUACUUCACGUCUUCAUGCAUCACGUUUGAUCGAACAGUAUAGGUCCUUGUGAAAGGCUGCAUUCUUUGAAGUUUGUAAGCUUAAUGCAGGAGAUGAUCCAGCUAGUCAAUUCAACAAGAAAAACGUAACAGGCUUCUUUUAUGGUGUUUGUAUGGACUAAUUUAACUGGUAUUCCUGGACGAAAUAGAUUUAUGGAGGGUUCUCAUUUCUCGAAUUUAUAAAGCUAUUCUUUCCGUUCUUAAGCAUAUUAUUUAUAUACUCUUGUGGGUUGAUGAACUUUUGAACCAGAGUAUUUAGAACUCUGGUUGAUUAAUGUUGAGGAUGUCAAUAUCUUUAUAUUUUGGUCGGUGAUGCUGCUUCUACCUAUUAAGUCCAUGCAGUUGUUGAUUUUGUCAUAUGUGUUGUAUAAUGAAUUUUCCUAAAUAGAUAUUUUUAUCCUAUAUCAGUCUUUACAUGCAUGAAGAUACCCCAAGUUGACUUUCGAGUGUAAUUUUUGUCUGCAUUUUACCUAAAGAUUCCUUUUGUAUCUUCGGUUUGUAUUUUUAUUUCCUACCACUAGCAAAACUAGAUGCUGAGAAUGUGGAUUACAGGAUCUGGUUGUGGUUGAAAUAGCAUUUUCAUUGUAAAUUCUAUCAUCCAGUGAAUUAAAUCGGCUGUAUUAUAUGGCUAAUUUGGGAAUGCUCUUGCCUCGUUCUUCCAGGAUGACAUGGCAUCAUAUGGAAUUGCUUCGAACAACUUGCAACCGCGGAGAGGAGCAGAGGAGCACACGACCACCAUUCGAUGGACGCCCUCCAGUAGAAGCUCUUGGUCGAUCUGGUGGCGUGCUGACUUCAUGACCAACCCGAAGAAACCAGCAGAGAUUCAAAGAUCUAAUGUCUACAGAAACUGGGAAAUAAACCAUCAAAGUAAGUUAAGGUGGGAGGCUCGGGCAUUGCCAUCUUCUGCAAGUGUGAUGAAGCUUAUAAACCAGAGAUUCCUUUAACAGUGCCAAAAUUUAUGUGGUUGGAAGAUAGCCCAGUUGGUGAAGAUAUCUUUGCUCCCAUCAUGGUAUUGUGGUGGGGAUGUGAACCUUUGCUUUGCUUUGCUUGCAAUAAAAGAUGCAAUCAUCAUUUCGCCAUAACACUUUUCUCAAGCAACGCCACACUUUUCUUCCUCGUGUUCGAGAGCGCCAUCAGCAGCUCAUAACAAGCAAAAAGGAAGCGUCACAGAUGUUUCCAGUUCAGAGUGAUAUGGCCAGGUAGGUCAGCUUAGUAUUUUCCAGAGUGGUUGGGUUUGGAAACUAGUCUUUGUUUGCCAUU